AUGAAGACCAUUGUUCCCAAGGCUCUUCUCCUGCUGAUCCUGGGCAACCUUGCCAUGACCAGGCAUCUAGAGGGUUCACACUCCCUGCGCUAUUUGCAAACUCUCCUCACCUGGCCUGAUCUCCGGGAGCCCCACUUCGUCCAUUGUCUCUACUUGGAUGGCAUUCUUAUUGAGAGAUUCAACAGCAGAGCAGAGAAUCCUAGGCUGGAGCACUGUGCACCUUGGCUGAAUCAGCAGCAGCCAGAGUACUGGCAGCAAACGAACGUUAGCAUAAUGAUUCUAAGAGACUUCCACAAGAGCCAACUUAAGAGAGUGCUUCACAUCUAUAAUCAAAAUGAAACCGGAUAUCACACAGUGCAGCUCCUGAUAGAAUGUGAUGUGCUGCCUGGAUCAAACUACAUCCGUGCACGAUUUGAAAUGAUCUUCAAUGGCAAUGAUUACAUCGCACUAAAUGAGGACCUGAGCACCUGGACUACAGUCGGCAAGGCAGCGGAGAUCCUGAUCCAAGAGUGGGAGGAGAAAAGUUUUGCAAAACAGAUGAAGAGUAACCUGGAACGUGGAUGUAUGAAUGCAGUCCUCACUCAUCUGAGCUAUGGGAAGGAGUUUUUUCUGAGAACAGACAUCCCAAAAUUACAUGUGAACCACAAAGUCAGAGCUGAUGGGAAUGUCACUCUAAGGUGCUGGGCCCUGAACUUCUACCAUGCUGAGCUCACUCUGACCUGGCAGAGGGAUGGGAGCAAUCAGAAUCUGGAUGUGGAGGUGAUAGAGACCAGGCCUGCAGGAGAUGGCACCUUCCAGAAGUGGGCAGCUGUGGUGGUGUCUCCUGGGGAGGAGCAGAGAUACACAUGUCAUGUGGAUCAUGAGGGGCUGUCUGAGCCCAUCACUGUGAGAUGGGAGCCUCCUCAGCCCUCUGUCCCCAUCAUCCCAAUUGUUACUGGCCUGGUUCUUGGAGCUGUGCUCAUGGGAGCUGUGGUGACUUUGCUCAUAUGGAAGAGGAGGACUAAAGGUAAGGAAAGGGCAGGGUCUGAGUCUGUGUCUCUGUGGGAACACCAAGCCCAGCUGAGACAUAAAGGAAAUAAUGAACAGAUUCAUCACUGCAGUGAUAGAGGGGGCAGCGACCGGAUCCUCAGCUCUCAGUGGUCAGAUGGAAAGGUUCCUACUGAGAACAGAUAUGCAGGAGUACA
Mesocricetus auratus (golden hamster) is the source of this 1184-nucleotide messenger RNA. Its product is annotated as class I histocompatibility antigen, Gogo-A*0501 alpha chain-like. Gene Ontology annotation, cellular component: external side of plasma membrane. The transcript is spliced from 6 exons. Gene Ontology annotation, biological process: positive regulation of T cell mediated cytotoxicity; immune response; antigen processing and presentation of endogenous peptide antigen via MHC class I via ER pathway, TAP-independent. Gene Ontology annotation, molecular function: signaling receptor binding; peptide antigen binding. The record is from RefSeq and is a predicted model, not a curated record. The annotation marks the transcript as partial. NCBI's taxonomy places the organism in Eukaryota, Metazoa, Chordata, Mammalia, Rodentia, Cricetidae.